ACCCAGAGAAGGCAUCAAUGCCUAAAGAUGGAACCGUGCAUGAAUUAACAAAUAGGACCAUCAUAUUUCUGGAACCACUCCUGGAUUAUGCAGACACUGCAGGAGCUAUGUUACUUCUUCAUGGAGAACAGGCAGCUCCCUCAGAGGCUGUUGAUGCUAAAAAGAGUAAACUUAAACUUGCAGACUAUAUCACCAAAACCUUGUCAGCUCUGGGUCUGAACUUGAGCAAUAAAGCAGAGACCUACAGUGACCCGACCCUGAGACCUGUGUUCAUGCUGAAUAAUUAUCACUACAUCCUCAAGUCACUCAAAAGAUCUGGUUUGUUGGAUCUUAUUCACACCUGGAAUAAAGAUGUAGGACAAUUCUAUGAGGACAGAAUCAAUGAACAAAAGAAAUCAUACUCAGAAAGUUGGAGUCGAGUAAUGCAUUAUAUCACUGAGGUGAAUGAACCAAUAUCUCAACAGAGAAUCCAGGCCAUGGAAUCCAGCAGAGAAAGGUUGAAAGACAAGGAAAAACAAAACAUAAAAGACAAAUUUUCUGGUUUCAACAAAGAGUUGGAGGACAUUCUACGAAGUCAGAAAGGAUACGCCAUUCCUGACCCAGAAUUACGUGAACAAAUGAAAAAGGACAACAAGGACUUUAUCAUUCCUUCCUACAGAAUGUUCCUAGAUAAAUAUAAAAGACUUAACUUUACAAAAAAUCCCACCAAGUACAUCAAAUACUCUGUACAGGACGUGGCGGAAGUGGUGGAUAAACUGUUUGAUAUGUCCGCUUAAUUCUUCUUAUAAUUGUAUAUUGGCUUGUAACAAUCUGUUUUACUAUAAGUACUUGUGAUAAUAUGAAUACUAAGCAUGUAUCAUUUGCAGUCUUUUAAGUUACAUGUAUUCAUGUAUUGCAGAUGAAAAGGGAGUAAAGUAAUAAUAACAUACAAACUAAAUCCAACUACUGGGUAAAAAUAACUUUAAACAUACUUUUAUCUAUAUCAAGAUCAAAGCUAUAUUAUUGUUACAAACUUGAGAAAAAUUUGAAAUACAUAGAAUGACUUUUGGUAUUCAGAUUCUUGAUAAUUAAUACUUAAAACACAAUACAACACUCUGAAUGCAAUCUUCGGAAACCAAGAGGAAGAUACAGGGGGUUAUCAAAAAGUUUGUGGAUUGAUGUGAUAAAAUUAAUAUGUAGUCUAUGAUUACAAAAUUUAUAAGGAACAUAACACAACAAAAGUUUAGGAAGUGUUGAAAAUUAAAGCUUGAUAGAGUGUCAUCAGGACACCUGAUUUUUAUGUGCAAUAUUUUAUUUAAGAUUUUUAAUUGAAAUAA
Messenger RNA from Saccostrea cuccullata (small rock oyster), 1316 nucleotides. RefSeq names its product exocyst complex component 7-like. The record is from RefSeq and is a predicted model, not a curated record. Gene Ontology annotation, molecular function: phosphatidylinositol-4,5-bisphosphate binding. Gene Ontology annotation, cellular component: exocyst. Bases 18 to 776 code for a protein of 252 amino acids. NCBI's taxonomy places the organism in Eukaryota, Metazoa, Mollusca, Bivalvia, Ostreida, Ostreidae. The transcript is spliced from 8 exons. Gene Ontology annotation, biological process: exocytosis.